AUGAGUAUCAACAAAACACUCCUGGAAGAAUUCAUCCUUGUUGGCUUUUCAAUCUACCCAGACUGGCAAGUGGUCCUCUUUGUGACGUUUAUCUUUCUAUACCUUCUCACCCUCACUGGCAACUUGGCCAUCAUGGCCAUCACCUGGAUGGACCACACUCUCCAUACCCCCAUGUACCUCUUCCUCAGUGCCCUCUCCUUUUCUGAGACUUGCUACACAUUAACCAUAAUCCCUAAAAUGUUGGUAGAUCUUUUGGCCAAGGAUAGAAGCAUUUCUAUUCCAGGCUGUGGCCUCCAGAUGUGCUUCUUUCUUGGGCUUGGUGGUACCAACUGUGUCAUCCUUACAGUGAUGGGCCUUGAUCGGUUUUUGGCCAUUUGUAAUCCCCUCCGCUACCCCAUAUUCAUGACCAACAAAGUGUGUGGGCAGCUUGUGGCCUCAGCUUGGAUAGGUGGUUUCUUCAUCUCCUUGACAGAGACUACAUUGAUCUUUUGGGGAUCCUUCUGUGGUCCCAAUUUUAUCAAACACUUCUUCUGCCACAUGCGAGCAGUGAUCAAGUUAUCCUGCCAAAAUAGAGAUAUCACAGAGGUUGUUAUCACAAUCAUUCCAGUGUCUGGUUUACUUGGGACAUUUUUAUUCAUCGUCCUAACAUAUGUGUUCAUUCUCUCUACGGUUCUAAAGAUCCCCUCAGCUGAGGGGAGGAAGAAAGCCUUCUCCACCUGUGCCUCCCACCUUACUGUGGUCAUUAUUCACUUUGGGUUUGCCUCCAUUGUCUACUUGAAGCCAGAGGCUGAAGAGGGAGACGACACCCUCAUGUCUGUCCCCUACACUGUUGUCACACCCUUCCUCAGCCCCCUAAUUUUCACCCUGAGAAAUAAGGACAUGAAGAAUGCUCUGAAGAAAGUAUUGGACAAGAAAUUUUCCUUAACCAAAUAA
Molecule: messenger RNA, 933 nt
Organism: Monodelphis domestica (gray short-tailed opossum)
Lineage: Eukaryota; Metazoa; Chordata; Mammalia; Didelphimorphia; Didelphidae
Product: olfactory receptor 10X1
Biological process (GO): G protein-coupled receptor signaling pathway
Cellular component (GO): membrane
Molecular function (GO): olfactory receptor activity; G protein-coupled receptor activity
Source: RefSeq, a predicted model, not a curated record